Contarinia nasturtii (swede midge) is the source of this 4724-nucleotide messenger RNA. RefSeq lists its product as uncharacterized. The transcript has 9 exons. Lineage: Eukaryota; Metazoa; Arthropoda; Insecta; Diptera; Cecidomyiidae. The coding region runs from base 2233 to 4551 and encodes 772 amino acids. The record is from RefSeq and is a predicted model, not a curated record.
AUAGCAAAAUUCAAUGAUAAUUGGUGUAUGUGUUUUAAAAAUUGGUUAUUUUUACGUGAAAAAAAUCAAGAUUUCGACUCUCGAAGAAUUUCUAUUAUUUAGUCAUUUUAUUUAUUCUGCAUUACAUAACAAUGUAUUUUGUUGCACUUCAUCGUCUAUGGAAAUUUCCAUUCCAAAAUUAGGUGUAGCCCGACGAUAUGACUCAUACGACGCCAUAAAAAAAAUGUGAACAGCGAUAGUGUAAAAAAAUCACAAUCCGUUGCGUCGUUGUCGUUUCGUGAUAACUCAAGCGGAGUUGACGACGCAAGAAAUCAUACUAAUACACGAGUAACCUGCGACACACAAACACGGGACCCGUAUAUACAUCGAUCGUUUGCUAUAUUCGAAAUUCGUUCAGUCAAAAAGUGAUCUAUUUGAAAAGAAUCAUUCUGUUUUAUAUUUAAAAAAAAAAAUAUUUUUGAAUCUAGAAAAAAAGUGUUCAGUUUAUAAGUGAAUUUGAAUUGUGAUUUAUGGUGAAUUUAAAGAAAAAAUCUGUGAUCAAAGCCGAAAAAAGACAAAUUCAAAGUGGCAAGCACGUACCGCUGGUAAACAAGUGGUUAAAGCCCUUUGAAAAGUUUCGAAAAAAUCUAUUCGCCAACAGAUGGCGGAACCUUGGCAAAGAUUGAAAAUGAAAGGUUUUACCUACCGAUCGAAAAAAGCUGGCAUCGUUUGCCUUUUUUUACACUUUGACGGCAUUUGAUGUUCGUUGAAUUCGAUUUUAUGCCGGUUGUUUAAUUCAAACGUCUUUGAUGCGCAGUGAUCACGAUAGACGAUGACAAAUUUCUUUGAUCAGAAAUAGAACUUGUGCGUAAAAAAUCAAUCAGAUCAAAUUGAUGAAAUUCUGUGUUCAAUGAACUCAAUUGAUCGAAAAUGUAUUUAUUUAAGAUCCAAGGUAAAAUGUGUAAUGUGUAAUUGAAAAUGUCUUAACCGCGGUCGUAAAAUGUAACAGACACGUUUCGAUUGAGAAAAACGAUGCGAAUGUAACAAAAUCCAUUUAAUCUGCUCAAAACUUCCAUUCUACGAAAACAAUAAGAGAAAAUGAGUCAGAAUAAUGAAAAAAGAAUCGAAUCGUAACCGCGGUCAAUUGUUAUCGAAUUUCGAACAAUAACCAGACAACGACUUGUGAACUCGUGUAUGGAAAGAGUGUGAUAUUUAUUUUUAUAUGAGGCAUGUUUAUCUGUUCCCUUGUAUACAUCAUGUGUUUAAAAAAAAUGGUGUAACAAGUAAACGUGCGCCCGUGCGAUGCGCGAGCCUCAAAAAAAAAAUCCGGCGCAUCGCGCAAAAAGUGUUCGUCAACAGCAUAUUCAAAAGUUCAAUCAUGAUGAGUAACGAAUGAACCGCGAACGAAAAAAACAUGUACAAACGGCGACUUGAAAGCAUGCAAAGAAUGCCAUAAAGAUAGUUCGAGCGUUUUAUUUUGAUCUGGCGCGGUUGAUCGGUUCUCGAUAUGUAUACGUUAAUCAAGGCAAACAAGAAGAAGAAGCAGAAACCGAUAGAUGUGAAAUUACGCGAGAGAAAAAAAAGGGAGUCCGGAUUGGAAAUACACAAAACCGAGACAGACGAGUGAGAGAACCAUAACGAGAUCAUAAUCUCGGCAGCGGAACCAAAAAUGAAUAUAAAAUGGAACAGACACGAUCGGUUGUUGCGGUGCAUAAGUUCGGCCUUAAAACGAAACGGUACCCGAUCAUUUCGUUUCAAUCGAGGAUUUGGAUUAAAACGAUUUGUGCGCAUCUGGCUAGUUUCUGCUCGAUUUCCAUUAAAACGAGAGACAAACGCAACGGAGAGAUAAUCGUUAAAAUUAUUGCUGCAAAUUUUUGCGAGUUGCAUCAAUCAUUUUCAUUAUCGUGCUGUUUUUUCUUGUUUCGCCAAAUAAAAGUGAUUAAGUGCUGUGUUUUUUUUUUUCGGGUGAAAUUUUAUUACGGCCAAAUAUGAUUGAUGAACGACGGUCCGUGUCUGAAUAGUGUGGAAAAAUGUGUGAAAAACUUAAAACACAUCAAUCGAUCAGUGACGUAAAAAGAAUGCACGAUACAAACAUAUUACUGUUUGUUUAGCUGUGAAAUGCAUUUUGAUGAAUAAAAUCUUCUUUGAAUUUAAAAUAGCGAUUUUAUUUUGGUUUCACGUGUUUGCAAUACUAUCGACCACGGCCAAAUUUUUUUUGUGACAAGUGCAGCCGAACGAAAAAGCAGUUGAAUCAUGUUACGAGAACGCCGAAAACAUGCCAACUUUAAACCCAAUCGAAAAUUGGACCGAAAAUCAUCGCGUGGCAUGAUAUACGAGAAUGAAGAGCUUAGACUACGCACAAUAAAUAUCAAUGCAGAAGUCGAGAGAGGACAGUCGGAUAUAAAGAAACUUCUUCGAGAGAAUUAUCGAUUGCGAACGGAAAACUGGACACUACGUGACGAGUAUGAUCGUUUGGAUAAAUUAUUGAAGAACAAAAGCCAACCGAACGGCCAUUCAAACAGAAACGCUUCACACGAUUUUCAUGAUCCAAAACUUGGGUGUGACUACAAUGAUUCAUAUCGAUGUUGCGGCUGCCUUGUUGACGAUGACAAUGUUUCCUGUGAUAUGUGCAAUAAUAACGAGCAUUGUGUAAAAGAAUUUGACGACCAAAAGCCGGCCACAUCAAUGAAUGGUGACAAAACACACAAUGGAUAUGGUGUGAUAAAAUCGAAUAAAACUGGUCCAGCUUUAAUGCCAACGCCAAUACGAAAUGACAAAAUCAAUAUGAAUUUCGAUCAUUUGUCCGUCGUUUCGGAGGAAUGUUUAUCGAAUAGUGAUGAUCAAACGAAUCAAAAUUGUAAAACAGACAACGAACCAAAUGAAAUCGCUCAAGAUCCGAUAUACACUAAUUUUCAAUCGACAGUCCCACCAUUGCAACACUUUGAAAAUUUAUCGUAUAAAGACAUUGGACCGAAUAUUGAUUCCUCUGGUGAAAUCCAAUUUGACGGUGAAAUGUAUCAAGCGAACGAACCAACUCCACCUCCCCCAUCGCCUCCUCUGCCGUCUGCACCUCCUAUUAACAGACGAAGUACCUCUUUACCCCUUCCACCACCGCCAACAUUGACCGAAGAAGGACAUAUCGUUCAAGAUGAAGUGAUCAAUGAAAUAGAUAAACCAAUGCCAAAGUAUUUCUUUGCGCCAUUGAAAAGCAAACGAAAAGCUUCAAUGUGCUCGGAACUACGACCAGAUGUUUUUGUCAAUAACAUUGUACCGUCCGAUGGAAAUCGAGUGGCAACCAUUCGAAAACCACAUAAUCCACUCAAGUAUCCAAGUAAUUUGAAUGCAGCCAGCGUUGAUUCGGAGACGCUCGCUCUCAAAGAUGUUCAAGACAUAUCCAAAGGUAUCGAAACGAUGCAAAUGCAAACGAAUGCUGUUUAUGAGAAUGUGACGAGUAGUGACUCUGAUCAAACGCCUCCCUAUCGCACAGAAAUGAGCUUGGUUCUAUCAUACAGCGGAAACAAGUCGAAAUAUUCAACGACGAAAAAUUCGGAUAAAAAACCUGACUCUGACAAUGAUGCAUCGCCGACAAAUGUUCCACAGGCGAUGAAGCUUCUUCCGAAUAAAUUGACAUACACAAAUGAAAUGUUGAAACAAAUGCCAACGAAUUCACAAAGCACCAACAAUUUACAAGAAGUCUUGAACACUGAAAACUCAGCAAAUGAAGAGAUUCUCUUAAAAUCUCAAGGAAAUCACGUGGCAUGUUCGAAAACAAAUGAAAAAAAAUCGAAUGGAAACAAACACAUUAAAGAAGAGAGAAAUAUUGUUGGAGACGCCAGAGUGAAUGUAGACAGUGUCCUUUCGAACGGAAGUAAAGAAUCGACGUCAAAAUCAAAACAGAGAAAUUCAAAUGAUUCACAGGAAUCGAAAGAGACCGGUACAAGUUCAAAGAAUUCCCAUGAAAAUAUAAAAGAUGCGCCACGUGUAUCGAUUCAAUUCAAUGGAAAACCAAUAACCGAUCAACUUGAUGCAACUGAGCCACAUUCCAAUGAUGCUGAUUUAAAUUCAACCGAUUUAACUGAAGACGAAUUACUUGCAAUACCGCCAAUGUCAUAUCUUCGGUCGCGUCGAACAUCGUGCAGUCGAAAAGUCGAUGAAAUUGGAACAUUUUUAUAUCCGCCAAAUCCAUUUGCAUUCAGUUCGCAUAAGCGCGGUCGACGAUCAUCGUUUUUAUCGCGAAGACAUUCAGAUGGUAUCAUAGCAACACGACCCACUCAAUAUCAUUUGGAUUAUGCAUUGAUGGCAAAACCGUCCAAUCGAUGCCAUUGUCAUCGCGGUCAAAUGCAAAAUAACCAUUUGGGUGUCGAUGGUUAUUGCGGUGAUUUUUGCAAUGGUGGAAUGCAUUUGGGCGGAUCAAGCGGUUCAUCUAUUGGUAAUAAUUUGAAUUCAUCACGUGAAUCACUUGGAAAUAUCAGCCAACAGUCAACGUCACGACGAAAAAUCUCAAUCACAUCACAUUCAAAAUCGGGCGGAAAAAUACCGUGGUGUGCAUGCUGGGGAAAUGGUUGCAUCUGAACGUGAUUUUUUAUGCUAUUUUGUUAAAUAUAUAAUAAAAUUGAUUUUAAGCGAAUAUCUAAUCAUCCAUCUAAUGGAUUUGUUGUAUGAAAUUCUAUAUGUGACACUGGUUUUCGGAAAAGUGACACAUUUUGAAUGUGAAAUAAAACAAAGUGAAUAUGUUACGAUUUUCA